AUGGCUCCUCUUCGUCAGAAUUCUUCGAGGUUCUCCUUCGUCGCCUUCGUCAGCGUCCUUCUCAUCGCCCUCGGGCAGCAGAAGGGCGCCCAGAGCACUUCAGACCUGCCCGCGUUCCCCCCCGCCCCUUUCCUCUUGCCGGGGUGGGACGAGGACAAGGAACUCCACCGGCUGAAGUGGUCGGAAGCGCUGCGGAGUUCCCUGAAGAGGAACCAAGACCCCGCCGCUAGCGACCUGGUGCAGUACUUCACGGAGGAGCAGGUGGACGCAGCCACGAAGUCCGAGUACAAGAUUGUGCCCCACCCGAUCAUCUACACGUCCCAGAUCCUCCACAAGGGCGUGAACUGCUCCACGAUCAAUGUAGACCUCCACAAGAACCACGUGAAACCCGAGCUUCAGCUUAGGCCUAACUGGAUCCACAAGUCCGAAUUCAUAGGCGACUGCCCCACGAACUACGUGGCGAGGGAGUUGCCCCCCAUGUACUCGCCUACGGUCAUUCUCGAGGCCGUCUGCGCUUGCGGGGGCUCCCAGUGUUCCAGGAGAGGACACCAGUGCGUCCCAGUUUCCAGUCGUGUGCCCGUCUGGGUCCGGAGGGGCCCUAAUUUCCUCGUUCUUGACGUUGAAGAGCUGACUGUCGCCUGCGUGUGCGUCCGGCGACCGAGUGGCGAAGGGAACUUCAUUUUCGAGGCGGCCGUUCAGAGCUAGAUCAGCCAUAGGUUCUCUCCUCUCAAGCCCUGUCAUACCCUCGGCGCCAUCUUGCAGGCUUCUUGCACCUUCCAGAUGGCUUGAUGAAUCGUACAGUACAAGCUUAGUACUUGUACUGUUUGUAGACUACACAAGAGUUACUGUACAAGAAUUCUGGUGAAUUCUGAUAUGACCUUCAUCUUACUUUCAUCAUAUUUAAUCUUUGUACCUUUCAGAUGGCAUUAUAAAACUUGCAGCACUUAACUAAACUUGUGGGAACUUACCCUCUUCUUCUUGCUUCCAUCAAUUUCAACCUUAAUUUACAGAAGUUCUUAAAAUGGCCUCCCCCAAACUGUCCACUUACUUUCCUAUAUUUAUUUUUCAAUCGGUUGAAUUUCUUCCGCAUUCUGCAUGUUCAU
Messenger RNA from Macrobrachium nipponense, 1103 nucleotides. RefSeq lists its product as uncharacterized. Gene Ontology annotation, molecular function: cytokine activity. The record is from RefSeq and is a predicted model, not a curated record. Gene Ontology annotation, cellular component: extracellular region. The transcript has a single exon. Lineage: Eukaryota; Metazoa; Arthropoda; Malacostraca; Decapoda; Palaemonidae. Bases 1 to 705 code for a protein of 234 amino acids.